Molecule: messenger RNA, 2419 nt
Organism: Lacerta agilis (Sand lizard)
Lineage: Eukaryota; Metazoa; Chordata; Lepidosauria; Squamata; Lacertidae
Gene: GAS2L3
Product: growth arrest specific 2 like 3
Exons: 9
Coding region: 158-2323 (721 amino acids)
Biological process (GO): actin crosslink formation
Cellular component (GO): actin filament
Molecular function (GO): actin filament binding; microtubule binding; cytoskeletal adaptor activity
Source: RefSeq, a predicted model, not a curated record
GGGCCUUUCGAACUGUGCGGGCGGACGGAGGCGAGUGAAUCAGCGCGCGCCGCAGCAGCGAAGGGGUCGCCGCCGCCGCAAUCACAGCGUGCCUGGCAGACGAUGUAGGGGGAGCCCGACGCGGGGGGCUGUUGCCGUGUGAGAAAGUACAAUCGUCAUGCAGCCUGCAGUUCAGGUGUGGUUUGGAGAGGAUCCCCCUCUAAGUCCACGAAGUCCGCUGACUCCAAGGCAUGGCCCAGGCUUGGCAGAUGUUUUGCUCUACGACCAGUGGAUAUCUGUCCGACAUGAGGCAACUCUGGUUCCUAUGCAGGAGGACCUGUCCAUCUGGCUCUCUGGCUUGUUGGGGGUAGAACUUACAGCCGACCAAUUGUUGGAAGAUCUUGAUAACGGCGUGUUGCUGUGCUUGUUGGUUGGAGUCAUUCAAAGCACAGUAAAGGAUAUUUGUGACCCAAAUAAUUUAAGGGAUUUCCCUUUGAGAAAAGUCCCCUGUAAGAAAGAUGCGCCUUCGGGAUCCUUCUUUGCUAGAGAUAACACUGCCAACUUUCUCAAAUGGUGUCGCUGCAUUGGCGUGGAUGAGACUUACCUCUUCGAAUCUGAAGGCUUAGUUCUGCAUAAGGAUCCCAGACAAGUGUACCUUUGUCUACUGGAAAUCGGACGCAUCGUAUCAAGAUAUGGAGUUGAACCACCUGUAUUAGUAAAACUGGAGAAGGAGAUUGAAUUGGAAGAGACCUUAUUAAUGUCCUCUGAUCCUGUUGCUCCUGUCGUCACUCCCAAGUCUUGUUGUCAACAUGGAGAAUUACAUGAAGCAGUUAAGCACAUUGCUGAAGAUCCUCCUUGCAGCUGCUCCCACAGGUUUUCAAUUGAGUACCUGUCUGAAGGACGCUACAGGUUGGGAGACAAAAUACUCUUCAUACGUAUGUUACAUGGCAAGCAUGUGAUGGUACGUGUUGGUGGAGGUUGGGAUACUCUUCAAGGCUUUCUACUCAAGUACGACCCUUGCCGGGUGCUGCAGUUUGCAACGUUAGAGCAGAAAAUCUUGGCGUUUCAAAAAGGUGCUUCCAAUGAGACUGUUCCUGAUUCAUCUGCUAGAGCACCACAGCCUCCACUCAUGAAUCCCAUAUCUGCAGUGGAUACGUAUCAGAAACAGAAUUCAAAGCCCUGUACUCCUGUUUCAGAUACAAAAACUCCACAUGUAACUAACAGAAAACAGGCGGCAGCCAAGUUUCCACAAUCAGGUGGUCUUUCUUUCCCCAAAGUAACAACGUGUACGUCUUCUACAAGCCAGCUUGGACCAGGGCACAGCAAGUCAAAAGGCUUAGUAGUGAAUAACAAUAUGCCAUCUUCCAAAUCUUCAGCAGCUGCAUCAAAAAAAUCAGCACCUCCUUCUCAUAAAUUAACUUCGGUUUCAAAAGUUGGGCAACCUGUAAGUAAAGGUUCCGCCUCCUCUUCCUUGUUGAGAACUGCUGUAACUUCAAAUUCGCUUCAGAAGCGUGUCUUGUCGCCAGCCAAACUUGCACAUUCCCAGAAUUCUCCAGCUGUUUCGGAUCCUGCCCUUUUUUGUUCGGCGAGUAAGCUUUCUGAGCUACCUGGAACAAAAGCUAAAAGAGUGGCUGUGGAACAAGAUUUCGAUUCUCCUAAUAGCAGAGCUCGGCUUGAUGCUGCAGCCAAAGCUAAGCCUCUUUCGAAAACCUUAGCAAGACCUACAAGGCCAGCUGACAGAAAUCCGCGCGUCCCGAAGCCGACUUUGUCUCGACAGCCUUCUGCAAAACCAGUUCCCAAAAUCGCCAUCCAGACAUUACCCGCGCAAUCCCAGUCACCCAGAGGGAUGCCAGAAAUUAACCAGGCGGCCAAAAACAUCAAACCUGCUGUUAGCCCUGCUUUGGUUACAGAUGGUAAAUCAACACAGCUGGUGUCUUCAUUGGGAUCGAGGGGUAAAAAUGCAGCCUCAUCUAUUAACAACCAGACACCUGUCAAAAAUGUUCAGGUCCAAAAUAGCACAGCGAGAACUCCGGUAGGAUCCAGUGUGCCAAAACAUCCCGAGCGUACCCCACUGUCCGUGAUGCGCCUUCCCCAAAAAUCAACCAAAGUCGAAACCAGGAAAAAGGCUAUGCAAAGUGCUAACAGAGGUCAAUCAGCAGUUAAAUCCUCUCAGAAUGAGAAAAACCUUCAUCCAGCCACUAAGAAUCCUCUUUCAAAAGUUAAGACUACCGCUGCAACUACUAAGGGGACACCUGGGAGCUUAAAGGACCCAACACUGAAGACUAAGCAAGAUGAUAAUUAUUUUGUUAUGAGUGGAAAUAAGAAACUCAAAAAGUUAAAAUAACUAAGGGUAUUAACUGUCGAUGUUGCCUGCUCUUCCUGUAGCUACUUCAUUCAAGUGAAAAAUGUUUAAAUAACAAUAUGGUAAUCAAGAUAUUAA